This is a messenger RNA of Punctularia strigosozonata HHB-11173 SS5, 741 nucleotides long. RefSeq names its product translation initiation factor eIF4e. Gene Ontology annotation, molecular function: RNA 7-methylguanosine cap binding; translation initiation factor activity. Gene Ontology annotation, biological process: translational initiation. Gene Ontology annotation, cellular component: eukaryotic translation initiation factor 4F complex. The transcript is spliced from 4 exons. The record is from RefSeq and is a predicted model, not a curated record. Lineage: Eukaryota; Fungi; Basidiomycota; Agaricomycetes; Corticiales; Punctulariaceae. Bases 1 to 741 code for a protein of 246 amino acids.
AUGGCCGGUUACUUUUCCAACCACUCACAAUCCCAAUCGCGUUUCCCGAGCGCGAAUGCUACGAACGCGCCGUCAUCGACCACGACUGCAGUGGCUGCGCCCGGUAAACCAACAAGGAUACCCUCCUCAGGCCGCUUCUCGACAUCCGUAUCGUCCUCCGGCGACGACAAGACGUUGACGAGAGACAAAAGCCGUUCCGGUAAUGGGACGCCUACAGGUGUACACCCUCUGAAAAACACCUGGGUUUUUUGGUUCCGCCAACAACGUGCUCCUGGAAACAAGACACUCAACUAUGAGGAGGGUAUCAAGAAGGUCGCGGCAUUCAGCUCUGUCGAAUCCUUCUGGUCCCUCUGGACACACGUCAAUCCUCCGUCGGCUCUCCAGCCGACGACGGACUACCUCCUCUUCCACUCGGGCGUACGCCGACCGGUAUGGGAAGAUCCCGUCAACAUCUCGGGCGGGAAAUGGAUCCUUCGUCUUAAGAAGGGGGUGGCGGACCGUAUCUGGGAGGAUUUGGUCCUAGCGAUCAUUGGCGACCAGUUCGCCGACGCGGACAGCCUGGAUAAGGAUGGACCGGAGAUAUGUGGCUGCACGAUUAGCGUGAGGCAGAGCGAGGACGUUGUGCAGCUGUGGAACCGCCAGGAGAAGCCCGAGGUCAAAGAGAAGAUCAGGGAGACCAUGCGAAGAGUACUAAACCUUCCCGCCUCCACGAUCAUCGAGUACAAAUCGAACAAUGGUUAG